Molecule: messenger RNA, 575 nt
Organism: Mauremys reevesii (Reeves's turtle)
Lineage: Eukaryota; Metazoa; Chordata; Testudines; Geoemydidae
Product: peptidyl-prolyl cis-trans isomerase A-like
Exons: 1
Coding region: 37-537 (166 amino acids)
Biological process (GO): protein folding; protein peptidyl-prolyl isomerization
Molecular function (GO): peptidyl-prolyl cis-trans isomerase activity
Source: RefSeq, a predicted model, not a curated record
CAUGCAGCUCAAGGCCCCCCCUUCACGCGACGCGCCAUGGCCGCCAACCCCAUCAUGUUCUUCGAUAUCGCCGCCGACAAUGAGCCGUUGGGGCGCAUCAUCUUCGAGCUGUUUGCAGACAAGCUUCCAAAGACAGCAGAAAACUUCCGUGCCCUGACCACUGGGGAGAAAGGAUUUGGUUACAAGGGGUCCUGCUUUCACAGGAUCAUUCCUGGAUUCAUGUGCCAGGGUGGUCACUUUACAUGUCAUAAUGGAACUGGAGGCAAAUCCAUCUAUGGUGAGAAGUUUCGUGAUGAGAACUUCAUCCUGAAGCACACAGGUGCUGGCAUUUUGUCUAUGGCAAAUGCUGGCCCCAACACAAAUGGAUCCCAGUUCUUCAUCUGCACAGCUAAGACUGAGUGGUUGGAUGGGAAGCAUGUUGUCUUUGGCUGCGUCAAAGACGGGAUGGAGGUGGUGAAGGCAAUGUCUAGCUAUGGAGCAAAAGACGGCAAAACAAAGAAGAAGAUCACCAUUACUAACCGUGGGCAGCUGUCAUAAAAUUCCUUUUUGUCUUAACCAACCAUUCCUUCUGUAGC